Messenger RNA from Rotaria sp. Silwood1, 1029 nucleotides. Lineage: Eukaryota; Metazoa; Rotifera; Eurotatoria; Philodinida; Philodinidae. The record is from the annotation of a GenBank genome assembly.
AUGAAUAUUGUUAGUAUUAUUAAAAAUGGUUUUCAGCGAAUAACUGAUAUUUCUCAGCAUCAUAAAAAGAUGAUGUCAGAGGUCAGUGAAAAAGAUACAGUUGACAGUUCUGAUGUUCGUGUUCUUGAUUCAAAAGAAAUGACUUUGGCAAGCAAUUUUCGUUCUAUAACUGAUUCAUUUCGUCGUCAAGCAUAUCGUUUUGCUCAGUUACAGAAGAGAAUUAAUACUGAGCAGCACAAAUAUCGUCGUUUAUUACGGAACUUGAAGAAUGAUAAAUCGAUUUUGGUUACUCGCCCAGAUAAUGGCAGAGGUGUUGUGUUGUUAGAUAAAAUCGACUAUUUAUCAAAAAUACAUAAUAUACUCAAUGAUACAACUAAAUUUUCAUUUUUAUCAUAUGAUCUUACAAUUACUCGAGAAACUAAAUUAAUUAAAUUGUUGAACCGAUUACUUGAUGAAGGUAGUAUUUCGAAAGAUUUCUAUAUUUUGGCGAAGCCAUUUGGUUCUAUUCCUAGUCGUCUUUACGGAUUGCCGAAAGUACAUAAGGAAGAUGUUCCACUUCCACCGGUUGUGUCAGCUAUUAAAAUAUUCAACUAUGAUCUUGGGAAAGCUCUGUCACGGUUAUUAUCACAAUUUAUCGAGAAAACAAAUAUGAUUCGUGAUUCGUUUUCUUUUGUUGAUGAAUUACUCGCACUACCAAAGUGUAUGUCUCAGUACAAAAUGGUAUCUUUUGAUAUUGCGAGUCUCUAUACAAAUGUACCACUUACUGAAACAAUAGAUAUAAUUCUCAAACAUUUAUAUGAUGGUCAUGCUAAACCUCCUACGAUUAGUCGAGAAGAUAUGAAGGAGCUACUUGAUUUAGCAACAGAAAAAUCUCAUUUUCUCUUUAAUGGACAAUUAUAUGAUCAGAUCGAUGGAGUUUCAAUGGGGUCUCCCUUAGCUCCGCUAUUUUAUUUUGAUACAAUUAAUAUUUGGAGAUUUUCUUUUAUAAUACCUGCAGAUAAUAUUCUCGACCAACAAUAUGAGCACUGA